Molecule: messenger RNA, 2166 nt
Organism: Mus musculus (house mouse)
Lineage: Eukaryota; Metazoa; Chordata; Mammalia; Rodentia; Muridae
Gene: Lcmt1
Product: leucine carboxyl methyltransferase 1
Exons: 12
Coding region: 1434-1964 (176 amino acids)
Biological process (GO): regulation of signal transduction
Molecular function (GO): protein C-terminal leucine carboxyl O-methyltransferase activity; methyltransferase activity
Source: RefSeq, a predicted model, not a curated record
ACUGAGCGACAAGAAGCCACUAAGACUACAUUUCCCAAAAAGGAUUGCGGCGCCACCAGCAUGUCCGGGCUCUCUAGAAACUUCCGGGUUGUGCGGGCGGAGCCUAAAGAAUCCUCCAAUGGUCUGACUGGACGAGGAACUUGGUCCGACAAACGUCAUGUCCCGGGAGCCAGUCAGCUGAAAGGUGGGUGGGCGGUGCGGGGGCGGCGUCACUGAGCAGCGCCCGCCUAUCGCGCCUUAUCUUUGCAGCUUUAGUCGGUGCCUGUUUCUUGCCUCUUUCCCCCACUGCUCGUUUCCCCGUUUCCAUGUCCCUGGUGGGUGCCGCACCCCAGAACAUCCCACGCACAUGGCCUCCAGCUCGAGGGAGUCCUCGUUCUCUUCCUGCUCGUCGAGCUGUGACUUGGACGACGAGGGAGUGCGCGGCACCUGCGAAGAUGCUUCUCUCUGCAAGAGGUUUGCGGUGAGCAUUGGCUACUGGCAUGAUCCGUACAUCGAGCAUCUUGUAAGGCAGUCUAAAGAGAGGAAGGCCCCCGAAAUUAACAGAGGAUAUUUUGCCCGAGUUCAUGGUGUCAGUCAGCUUAUUAAAGCUUUUCUCCGAAAGACAGAAUGCCAUUGCCAAAUUCUCAACCUUGGGGCUGGGAUGGAUACCACCUUCUGGAAAUUAAAGGAUGAAGGUCUUCUCCCAAAUAAAUAUUUUGAAGUCGACUUUCCAAUGAUAGUCACAAGAAAGCUGCUCACCAUCAAAAGCAAGCCGCUUUUAUUCAGACCCAUCAUGGAGUUACACCCAGAGGACACGCUUCAAAUGGGUCCAUUAUGCUCCCUGUGACAAUAAAGAGGCUCUCUCUGAGGACAGAAAAUGGACCUUGUAUAUCUAAACAACUGGAACAGCUUGGACUUAGGGAAACAGUAUAUGGUGCUAGUGCAUGCUGUUCUAGUCCUCAGAGUCUGUCACAUCAAAGGCUCAAGGUCAUGUUGUCCAGGGCUUCCUGCCUGUUGUGUGGAUGCUGGGCCUGAGAGCCUCAGAUCACUGUGUGCAUUCACAGCUACUGUCCCUGUGCACGUUUGCUGUUUGAUAUUGGUCCUAGUAAGAUAAGUCUCUCCCAAACCACUUGGCUGCCCCGUCCCACCUUUGUGUUAUAUUAUUUCCAUUAUAUUAGAGAACUGCAUGCCUCAGGAUUCUGUUGUGUUCUUCAAGUUUUUGUUGGAAAGGGAAGAAACUCAUUAAAGACUUGCUUGCUAUCAAUGUAUUGUUUUUAAGAAGGCACACAGGCACACGGGGAUUGUUUGUUUCUGUUAUAAGCCAGACAAGUGCUUUUGUAUUCUUUAUAUUAUUUUCUUGAUACAGUGUUGUGGUGCCCUGGGGCUGACUCUGAGUUCCCUGUUUGUCCUUUAUUGCUUUCCUGACAUCUAAGGGACUCCCAGAAGAUAGUCACAUGCUGGAUUCAAAAAGAUAUGCCAUCAUUGGAGCAGAUCUCCGAGACCUUUCUGAGCUGGAAGAGAAACUAAAGAAAUGUAACAUGAAUACACAAUUGCCAACACUCCUGAUAACUGAAUGUGUGCUGGUUUACAUGACUCCAGAGCAGUCAGCCAACCUCCUGAAAUGGGCAGCCAGCAGUUUUGAGACAGCCAUGUUCAUAAACUAUGAGCAGGUCAACAUGGACGACCGGUUUGGGCAGAUCAUGAUUGAAAACCUCCGGAGGCGAAGUUGUGACCUGGCAGGAGUGGAAACCUGCAAAUCACUGGAGUCCCAGAAGGAACGGCUGCUGUUGAAUGGGUGGGAGACAGCGUCUGCAGUGAACAUGAUGGAGCUGUACAGUGGGCUACCUCGGGCAGAGGUAAACAGAAUAGAAUCCCUCGAGUUCCUGGAUGAGAUGGAGCUCCUGGAGCAGCUCAUGCGCCAUUACUGCCUGUGCUGGGCCACCCGCGGCGGCCAGGAGCUUGGUUUGAAGGAGAUAACCUAUUGAUCUGCUGAAGGCUCGUGCUGGGGUGGAAGGUGAAGGCUCUAGCUAAGGGAGUGCCAGGGCCUCCUGAGAGAUGUGCAGCCUCACUUUGUUGGUCCUGCUGCACAUCCGGAACCCGUGGUUACAAAGGUGGUCACACCAGAUCCUGUUCCUGUCAGUAUCAUUGUUUAAAUAAAUCUCACUUGCCAUUUGUGUCAGACUCUGC